Molecule: messenger RNA, 1384 nt
Organism: Syzygium oleosum
Lineage: Eukaryota; Viridiplantae; Streptophyta; Magnoliopsida; Myrtales; Myrtaceae
Product: 1-aminocyclopropane-1-carboxylate oxidase homolog 4-like
Exons: 3
Coding region: 145-1239 (364 amino acids)
Source: RefSeq, a predicted model, not a curated record
ACCCCACGAAUACGGCAUUAUUGUUCACGCGAUCGCGGGGGUUUGGUGUCUCUUCCUCUCACAUCGCCUCUUCGUCCUUCCCUUUCUGUUUCCUUGCGGCACGACACUCGCAUCAUCGGUCGAACCAGCAGUCGGAGUCGAACCAUGGGCGUCACCGGAACCGCUCAACAAGCCGCCGGCCGAGCCCAGGAGCUCAAGCAAUUCGAAGAAUCCAAGCUCGGAGUCAAAGGCCUCAUCGACUCCGGCCUCACCUCCAUCCCUCCCCUCUUCAUCCACCCGCCCGAGACCCUCUCCGGCCUCAGGCCCGGCCGCCCCAGGCCCGAUCCGAUCCCCACCAUCGACCUCUCCGGCUGCGGCUCCGGCCGACGGCCCUCCAUCGUCGUCGAGGAAGUGGGGCGCGCAGCUCACGAGCUCGGCUUCUUCCAGGUGGUCAACCACGGCGUGCCGGCGGAGGUCCUGGACCGCACGAUCGCGGCGGUGAAGGCCUUCCACGAGCAGCCGGCGGCGGCGGCGAAGGCGAGGAUCUACCGGAGGGAGAUGGACACCGGGGUCGCGUUCUUCUCCAACCUCGACUUGUUCCACUCCAAAGCGGCUAGCUGGAGGGACACGCUCCAGAUAAGGCUGGCGCCGGCAUUAGCGGACCUGGAAGAGAUCCCGGAGGUGUGCAGAGACGAGGUGAUGGAGUGGAAUCAGCAGGUCCAACGGCUGGGAGGCCUCCUGUUGGGGCUGCUGAGCGAGGGCCUGGGGCUGAGUCCCGGCAAGCUACAGGAAUUGACGUGCUCCGAGAGCAGGAUGAUGGUGGGGAAUUACUAUCCGUACUGUCCCCAGCCCGAUCUGACGGUCGGUUUGACGUCCCACACGGACCCGGGGGUGAUCACGGUGCUCCUGCAGGACCAGGUCGGCGGGUUGCAGGUGAAGCACGGCGAAGUGUGGGUGGAUGUGACGCCCGUCCCGGGCGCUCUGGUCGUGAACAUCGGCGACAUCCUCCAGAUCAUGUCCAACGACGAGUACAAAAGCGUGGACCACCGGGUGUUGGCCAACCCUAGCCGAGAGCCACGUGUGUCGAUAACGGUUUUCUGCAACCCGAGCGAUCGAGAGAAUCAGUUCGGACCGUUCCCGGAGCUCGUAUCCUCGGAUAAGCCCGCCGCUUUCCGGCGGUUCACCUUCAGCGAAUACAUGACGAGAUUCUUUACAAAGGAGUUGGACGGGAAAAGUGUGAUGAAUUACUUCAGGGCAUGAUUGAGAGGUGCCUAGGCCAAAAACGAUGGUACCCCCGAGAAUAAGAUUGCUUCCCUGUAAUAAUGUAGAAAAGUAUUAGAUUCUUCCCCUAAAUUCUACUGAACCUUGUGUUAUGUUGUUUCAUAUAGCGGUUAAUUUGCACAUC